This is a messenger RNA of Pecten maximus, 3304 nucleotides long. RefSeq names its product PHD finger protein 10-like. Bases 45 to 2651 code for a protein of 868 amino acids. The transcript is spliced from 14 exons. NCBI's taxonomy places the organism in Eukaryota, Metazoa, Mollusca, Bivalvia, Pectinida, Pectinidae. The record is from RefSeq and is a predicted model, not a curated record. Gene Ontology annotation, cellular component: npBAF complex.
GUUUUUCGAACUCUUUUGUGUUGAAAACAUCAAUUAUUGCAACAAUGGCCGACAUUGUAACCGGCAAAAUCGAAAACGACAAAGAAAAGAGUAUUAUUGAUGAAAUGAGCGACGAUAUACCAAAAACAGAGUGCGCAACACUUCCAGACACUGCUGCUCAAAAAGAAAAGAAUUUUAAUGAUUCAAAUGUCACAGAGGAUUGCACAGAUGAAGAUCCAUCGAGUGGAUUCUCUAAGGGGGACAAAGAUGCCAAGGAUAGUGUAGAAGAGUUUAUGCAAUCUCAAAUUGCCACGCAACAAAUAUGUAAUGUAGGAAUAGAAACAAUAAACAAAGAACAGGAACAAUCACAGAAUUCAGAAACAGAAAAAUCAAAGGGACCUGAUACAGAAAUAUUAGACAUAACAAAGGGACCAUCAAAGGGACCUGAUACAGAAAUAUUAGAGAAAACAAAGGGGCCAGAUGAGGUAACAGACAACAUUAGAGGACCUAGUGACGAAAUAUUCAGUAAAACAGGAGAGACCAGUACAGAAUUAGUAGACGAAACUGUGUUGUCUAGUGCAGAGGUAGCAGAUGAAUCUGAAAAGUCAAGUGCAGAAAUUAUAGACAAAACAAGAGAGGCUAGUUCAGAAAUAGCGGACAAAGAUGGAGGACCAUGUACAGAAAUAACAGAUGAAAUUAUGGAGACAAAUACUAAAAUUCAUGUAAGAGAUGAAACAGAGGUGUGUGGUACAGAAAUGACACACCAAGUGGAUUCUAUUGCUGAAUCAACACAGAAAACAGAGGAAGAUCUAAACACUGCUCUUCAGUCUGAGGAUACAGAACAAACACCAAUUACAAAAGAACUUCUGCCAGAACAGGAUCCAUUGAUUUGCACAACUUCAGGGAUAGGAUCAAAUGAAAAAGAAAAUCAACAAGAGGAGCUUAACACAACAGAUAUAGAAAUGACUGAUCAAUCUGAAUUAAAGCAUCAUGCUGCUGAAGCUGCAGGAUGUGAAGAAGAAACAUUGAAUGUAUCACAAAACAUACCAGAGCCUAACUGCAAUCAGAGCAAGACUGACAAUGGUACAGACAAACAAGACGAUCUGGUGAAUAGUAAGAAUAGUAAUUUAGUGGAUGAGACUUUAAAAAGAGCCUCAUCUGAUUCUUCUCUUGGUUCCAAGAAAGAAAAUAAUGUCAAUGAAACAGGUCCAAAUUAUAAAAGUGCUCUAAUUUCUACUGACAGCCUGCAGCUUCCCAUGGAAGUGGAUGAUGAAUCAAUACAGUCAGAAAAUGCUAUGUAUGAUACACCUGGACCAGCGACCCCAGCCUCUAGUAUUGCAGACACAGGUUCAGUGUCUGUAGGCCCUACACCAUCAAAAAGGUCUCGCCAGAACAGUACUGGUAGUAGUGCUAAUGUGGAGGCUGUCUCUGAUGAAAUAGAACAUCAUACAUUUCCAGCCUCAAAGGUAUUUGAGUACCAAUGGCCCAAAGAUUCCAGUGGAGAGUACUACAUGCUACAGGAGCAGAUUAGCGAGUUCCUCGGUGUCAAGUCUUUUAAAAGGAAAUAUCCAGAGCUACAGAGAAGACCAGUGGAGAUGAAUGAGAGAAUGUUUCUACGAGAAAAGGGAGCCGUGACGGAGACACAGUGUGACCUAGGAUUAACAGCCAUUCGGAGUGAUGAGGUGUACGACUUAAUGCACAGGGACUACCCAGAUAAGUAUGCUGAGUAUGCAGCAGUUCUACAUGAGAGAGAAAGGCAGACCAUCAAGGAGAAACAUAAAGACUAUGAAGUGCCCAAGUUAGAGAAGAGCAAGAUGACAGAGUAUAUAAAGAAAGCAAUGAAGUCUGCGUCAGAAUGGAACACGAUCUUUCUCCGCGAGAGGAAGGAGGAGCGCAGGGCAUAUUUUGAUCUUCAGACAUUUAAUGUACAUUAUCCUGCUGGCCGGUAUAAGGUACUGCCUCCUGACCUGACAUCACCCAGUCCCUAUCCUGUUACAUUGAUCCCAGGCCAGUACCAGGAUUACUACAAAAACCAUUCCCCUGAAGAGCUGAAAUACCUACCCCUCAACACUGCCCUGUUUAAUCCUCCAAAACAGCUGGGUAAUAGUCUGGCCAACCCCCAGGAGGUCCUAUCUGAGGAUGCUUCCGAGGAAGAUGUAGAGGCAGGUGGUGGUUCAGACUCGGACAGUGACGAUGACAGCAGCAGUGGAGAGUCGGACGACAGCAGUGGACAGGACAGUGGUCAGAUGGUAGAAGAUCUGGCCAAAGGUGAUAAGGGGGACGAUGACCUUAUGUGUCGUAUGUGUGAAAAACAAGGGGAGACAGAUGAAGAUAUGGUUCAGUGUUCAGAAUGCAAGAAGUUUGGCCACCCUACUUGUCUGGAUCUGACAGUGGAGAUGGUGACUGUUAUCAAAACAUAUCCCUGGCAGUGUAUGGAGUGUAAAACUUGUGUGGAGUGUAUGGACCCGUAUGAUGAGGACAAGAUGAUAUUCUGUGACCGCUGUGAUCGUGGCUACCACACAUUCUGUGUUGGUCUCCGGUCCAUCCCUAAUGGACAGUGGAAAUGUCGUAGUUGUAAAUCUCCUGACACUCCUCGGACACCAAAAUCCUCCUCUAAGAUCAGGGGCAGAGGUCGGAAACGAGGCAAUAACACACCCGCUAAGGAAGGAUGAUGUGAAGCUUAUGACUUGUGUUUGUAAAUAGUAAUACAAAACCCUGUUCAUUCAUUAUCGAACUUUGCCAUGAAGCAGUGUAGCAGAAAAUUAUCUGUUUCACUCUGAACUGACAAAACUGAGGAUGUUAUUUAAGUAGCUAUUCAACAGUGUUGUUUGUUGAUUAGCUGUUAUUGUGGAAAUGACACUGUUUGAAUGAUUUCCUCCACAAUAGUAGAGAAUUUCACCUUAUUUAUGCAUCCAAUGAUAAAUGAUUUGUUUAAUCUACAAGUAUCGAUGUAAAAUUUUGUCUAUGUUGUUUAUGUGGUCUUAAACUCUGCCUGGCUCAGAAAGUACUUAUAACAGUAUACAGAAUUCUUAAUUGACAACAAGUGCUUCUCUUUCAGUAGCAAGUGAGAUAUAAUAUUCAAAACAAAAUUUGAAAACCAGUUCUAAUGUCAUACCAACUUUUGAAAAUUAUGAAAUGUUUUCCAUUGAAAAAAGACUCGGUAAACAAAAUAAAUGUUUUUCAUGAUGACUGAUUGUCCAUCACUGCUAUACCUUGAUAAUCAAGAUGUGAUUUCUUGGAAGAUUUUGUAUAUUUAGCUGUAACAUAUUUCAUAUAGAAGAAUCAAAUUCUAAUUCAAAUAUUAAAUAUUGUGAGAAAACUUUUA